Zingiber officinale is the source of this 1355-nucleotide messenger RNA. Its product is annotated as ISWI chromatin-remodeling complex ATPase CHR11-like. The record is from RefSeq and is a predicted model, not a curated record. The transcript has 5 exons. Gene Ontology annotation, molecular function: ATP hydrolysis activity; histone binding; ATP-dependent chromatin remodeler activity. Gene Ontology annotation, cellular component: nucleus; chromatin. Gene Ontology annotation, biological process: nucleosome organization; regulation of transcription by RNA polymerase II. Bases 539 to 1150 code for a protein of 203 amino acids. Lineage: Eukaryota; Viridiplantae; Streptophyta; Magnoliopsida; Zingiberales; Zingiberaceae.
UCAUAAGAUGAUUGUAGCAAUUUGCUGGUGUAUUAUACUAUUAAAUCUAUCUAUCCUUGGGGAUCGCCUCAAUCAUCCUUUUUCACAAUAGUCUUUUCUUCUGUUUUUACCUCAAUAUUAUGUACUAAGUUUUUAGCAAAGAUAACUGGGGAGACCUUGAAACUACAAGAACCUUCCCUUGUUAAGACCUUGAAACUACAAGAACCUUCCCUUGUUAGUUUUCUACACCUGAAUUUGUCACUGUUAAGAAUUGAUUAGGAUACUAAAUUCACAAAGUUGUCAAGUAAAGGUGCAACACAUAUUUUAUGAUCCGACAAGGUUGGACAUUUGCUAACAACUCCUUCAUGAUCAUGCUUGAUUAGGCUUCAAUCAUGAGACAAGAGUGCAGAAAGCAAGAGAGCAUGCUUACAGUGCAUAUAGAACCAAACAGCAAGGCCAGAAGAAAUGAAGAGAGAAGUCUAUUUCGAUUGUGUUGCCAAUUAUAUCACAAAGAUAUGUACAACGACAAUACUGCAAGCUACUUGAAAUUAUUUCACAGAUGACUAGACUUCUGGACAUACUGGAAGAUUACUUGCUAUAUCGUGGUUACCAAUAUUGCCGAAUUGAUGGGAAUACUGGGGGAGAAGAACGGGAUGCUUCCAUUGAAACAUUUAAUCAACCUGGAAGCCAAAAGUUCAUCUUCUUACUUUCUACAAGAGCUGGUGGAUUGGGAAUUAAUCUUGCUACAGCAGAUGUUGUCAUUCUCUAUGAUAGUGACUGGAAUCCACAAGUUGAUUUGCAAGCACAGGAUCGUGCUCAUAGAAUUGGGCAAAAGAAAGAAGUUCAAGUGUUCCGUUUCUGUAAUGAGUUUGCAAUUGAGGAGAAAGUGAUAGAGAGAGCAUACAAGAAGCUUGCACUUGAUGCCUUGGUUAUUCAACAAGGACGAUUAGCAGAACAGAAAACUGUUAAUAAAGAUGAACUUCUACAAAUGGUUAGAUUUGGUGCUGAAAUGGUUUUUAGCUCCAAGGACAGUACAAUAACUGAUGAGGAUAUCGAUCGUAUCAUAGCUAAAGGAGAAGAAGCGACUGUUGAACUUGAUGUGAAAAUGAAAAAGUUUACAGAGGAUGCAAUAAAGUUUAAGAUGGAUGACAGUAUGCUGAUUCCUUUCUGAUAGCAAUUCCUAGAUAUUUCCUUGGAUGACUUAUGUAAUUUCUAUUUUUUGUUACAGCUGCUGACUUGUUACGCGGUCAGAAUUUUAUUAUUUUGGUAUGAGUUUGAAAUCAUUAGCUGAGUUGAUUAUAUGUAAAAUUCGAAUCUAGAUAUGGUAAAAGAAAAAUAAUAGUUUUGUAAAUAUAAAAAUAAUUAUUUUUAAAUAA